AUGUCAACUUCAACCACCACAGAAGACAAGAAAGACCACUGGUCCUCAGAGGCGUACCAAAGCGCAGCAGCCUUCGUGCCCAAGCUCGCGACCAAAGUCAUCGGCUGGCUCGAUGCGCAACCAGACGAUGUUAUUCUGGAUCUUGGCUGCGGCGAUGGCGUGAUCAACGUCGACCUCGCCUCUGAAGUCCUCUCGCGCGGCACGGGCCGAAUUCACGGCACAGAUGCCUCAGCGAGCAUGAUUGCCGCGGCUAAAAAGGCCGCCGAGAGCAAGGGCUUAGGUGAGAAGUGUACAUUUGAAGAGUCCGCGCUGACCAAGACCCCUGCCGUCGCCUUUUUGUCACGCAACGCAGUGGUCGACGCUACAGCCCUGCACACCCAGCCGCAUCUCCAGUCCGCCUCCUUCACGAAGGCCUUCUCCAACGCCGCGAUGCACUGGAUCCUCCGCCCCGAGGCCACCCGGGCGACUUUCUUCCGCGGCGUCCGCGAGGCCCUGCAGCCGGGCGGGACGUUCACCUUUGAGCUCGGGGGGCUGGGCAACGUCGUGGAGAUGCGGACCGCGCUGCUCAUGGCGGUGGCCCGGCGCGCCCCGGGAGGGCUCAAGACGGCGAUGGAGUACGACCCCUGGUUCUUCCCGGACGAGGCGUGGGUACGCAAGACCAUGGAGGACGAGGUCGGCGGGUGGAAGGUCGAGAAGGUGGAGCGCGAGUAUCGCCCUACGCCCGCGGAUCCGGGCGCCAGCGGGGUCGAAGGGUGGGUGAGGCUGAUGGGGGCGAAUUUCUUCGAGGCUAUUCCUGAUGCUGCGGAGAAAGAGGAGGCUGUUAGGGAGGUCGUCGAGGUGCUGAAUGAGGUUUGCAGGGUGCCUGGUGGUGGGUGGCAGUAUGGCUACGUGAGAUUGCGGGCAACCGCGCGGAAGCUCUGA
Microdochium trichocladiopsis is the source of this 921-nucleotide messenger RNA. Its product is annotated as S-adenosyl-L-methionine-dependent methyltransferase. The coding region runs from base 1 to 921 and encodes 306 amino acids. The record is from RefSeq and is a predicted model, not a curated record. The transcript is spliced from 4 exons. Lineage: Eukaryota; Fungi; Ascomycota; Sordariomycetes; Xylariales; Microdochiaceae.